CUUCCCGAAUACAUCCCACGCGUGGACGCGCGGCGCGGCCACGCAUAGCUCUGUGGAGGAAGCCCAUAGACGAGCUACGCUACGCGACGUGACAUGACGUGACGUGACGUGAAGUGACGGCAAGGACUGCGGACAGAUUCACGCCGAAGCCCCCAAAAGACACACUGGAGCAGCUCCCCCCCCUGAUUUGGAUCCUACAUGAUCGGCGCAUCGGAACGGUGGAUUGUGGCUGGCGUGUCCGGACGCACCGCACUGGGCUCCGGUUGACUCGGUGGCGGUUGGCCGCUCUUCGUCGUCGCUUGGGCGGACUGGAGGAGGCGACGGCGCCGGCUCGGUGGUGGUGGUGGUGGAGGAAGAGCAGAUUGGAAUGUCCUGAGUUCCUGCCAGAGCGCCCGGAGAGAGCGCAGUGCUGAUGGGAGCGGCUGCGCCACCAUGAGCGUACAAGAUGGCAGCUGCAGCUACGCCAGCAGCGCCAACAUGGCCGCCGCCAGCGGCAGCAUGCGGCGGCGCCUGGAGGACCAGGAGUUCACCCUUCGCGUGUACCCGGGCUCCCUGGCCGAGGGCACCAUCUACUGCCCCGUCACGGCCCGCAAGAACACCACGGCGGCCGAGGCCAUCGAGUGCCUCAUCGAGCGGCUGCGCCUGGACCGCACCAAGUGCUACGUGCUGGCCGAGGUCAAGGAGUUCGGCGGCGAGGAGUGGAUCCUCAACCCCGGCGACUGCCCCGUGCAGCGCAUGAUGCUGUGGCCCCGGAGCGCCCUGGAGAACCGCGGCGGCCUGGGCAGCGGCGACGACUACCGUUUCCUCCUGCGGGAAAAGAACCUGGACGGCUCCAUCCACUACGGCGGCAGCCUCCAGAUGUGGCUGCGGGUGACCGAGGAGCGCCGGCGCAUGGUGGAGCGGGGUUUUCUCCCCCAGCCGGCGGGGAGCGACCCCCCGACGGACCUCUGCGCCUUACCCGAAUUGACGGAGCGCCGCCUUCUGGAGAGCCUGCGGGCGCGUUUCCGUCAAGAGAAGAUCUACACGUAUAUCGGGAGUAUCCUCAUCGUGGUCAACCCCUUCCAGUUUCUGCCCAUCUACAACCCAAAGUACGUCAAACUGUACGACAACCACGCGCUGGGCGAGCUGGAGCCGCACAUCUACGCCGUGGCCGACGUGGCCUACCACGCCAUGCUGCAGCGGCGACGCAACCAGUGCAUCGUCAUUUCGGGCGAGAGCGGCUCGGGGAAGACGCAGAGCACCAACUUUCUCAUCCACCACCUGACCGCCCUCAGCCAGAAGGGCUUCGCCAGCGGCGUGGAGCAGAUCAUCCUGGGAGCCGGGCCCGUGCUGGAGGCCUUCGGCAACGCCAAGACGGCCCACAACAACAACUCCAGCCGCUUCGGCAAGUUCAUUCAGGUCAACUACCAAGCCAGCGGCACAGUUAGAGGGGCCUACGUGGAGAAGUACCUGUUGGAAAAAUCUCGUCUGGUCUACCAGGAGCACAACGAAAGGAACUACCACGUUUUUUACUACCUGUUGGCUGGAGCCAGCGAGGAUGAGAGGAAGUCGUUCCACCUGCUCCAACCUGAGGAAUACCACUACCUCAACCAGAUGACAAAGAAAUCGCACAAACUUCGCUGGGACAAUUGCUAUGAAAGCCAGCUGCAGGACUGCUUCAGCGUGGAGGGCGAGGACUUGAAACACGACUUUGAGCGUCUGCAGCUGGCGAUGGAGAUGGUCGGCUUCCUUCCCGCUACGCGCAAACAGAUUUUCUCGCUGUUGUCGGCUAUACUCCACCUGGGCAACAUCCGUUACAAAAAGAAGACCUACAGGGACGACUCCAUCGACAUCUGCAACCCCGAGGUCCUUCCCAUCGUCUCGGAGCUGCUGGAGGUGAAAGAGGAGAUGUUGCUGGAGGCGCUGACCACCAGGAAGACGGUGACCGUAGGGGAGAGGCUCAUCGUGCCCUACAAACUUGCAGAGGCGGGCACGGUGAGGGACUCCAUGGCCAAGUCGUUGUACAGCGCUCUCUUUGACUGGAUCGUGUUCCGGACCAAUCACGCUCUGCUCAACAACAAGGACCUGGAGGACAAUUCAAAGAUCUUUUCCAUUGGCGUGUUGGACAUCUUUGGAUUUGAGGACUAUGAAAACAACAGCUUUGAGCAAUUCUGCAUCAACUUCGCUAAUGAGCGGCUGCAGCACUACUUCAACCAGCACAUCUUCAAACUGGAACAGGAGGAGUAUCGAGCCGAGGGCAUUAGCUGGCACACCAUCGACUACAUCGACAACAGCAGCUGCAUCAACCUCAUCAGCAAAAAACCCACCGCGCUCUUCCACCUGUUGGACGAGGAGUGCAACUUCCCUCAAGCUUCCAAUCAGACCUUGCUGGACAAGUUCAAGCGUCAGCAUGAGGGAAACAGCUACAUUGAGUUCCCCGCCGUCAUGGAGCCCGCUUUCAUCAUCAGACACUACGCCGGGAAAGUCAAGUACGGAGUGAAGGACUUCCGAGAGAAGAACACGGACCACAUGCGUCCCGACGUGGUGGCCUUGCUGAAGAGCAGCAAGAAUGCCUUCAUCUGCGGUCUGAUGGGCAUCGACCCCGUGGCCACGUUCCGCUGGGCCGUGUUGCGCGCCUACUUCAGGGCCCUGGUGGCUUUCAGGGAGGCCGGACGCCGACGCACUCACAAGAAGACAGGUCAUGAUUCCCCCCUGCCUUGUGCCACUGUCAAAACUGUCGACAGCUUCAGUUUCCUUCAUCACCCGGUUCACCAGAGGAGCCUUGAGAUCCUUCAAAGGUGCAAAGAUGAGAAAUACAGCAUCAGCAGGAAGAAUCCUCGCUCUCCGCUGUCACACCUUCAAGGCGCCAACGCCCCGAACGAGAAAGCCAGCUGGGAUGGUUUCGGCGUCGGCUGCAACGGUCGCCGGCCGAGCUCGGGGCGCCUGUCGUCGGCGGGGAGCCCGACGGCCCUGGGGGAGGACGGCAUCUUCGUCAACUCGUCCAACAGCAAGCUUCUGGAACGAGCUCAGGGAAUCUUACUAAGAAACAAAAACUGCAAAAUCAAGCCCAGCCUCCCCAAGCACUUGUUAGACGUCAAGUCUCUGCGCCACCUGAGCAGCGUGACGCUCCACGACCGCAUCACCAAGUCACUGCUUCACUUGCACAAGAAGAAGAAACCGCCCAGCAUCAGUGCACAGUUCCAGGCUUCCCUCAGUAAACUGAUGGAGACUCUCAACCAAUCAGAGCCAUACUUUGUCAAGUGCAUCCGCUCCAAUGCUGAGAAGCUACCCUUACGUUUUAAUGACAGCUUGGUGCUCCGACAGCUGCGAUACACGGGAAUGCUGGAAACCGUCCGGAUACGACAAUCGGGCUACAGCAUCAAGUACACCUUCCAGGAUUUUGUCGGUCACUUUCACGUGCUGCUGCCUCGAGGCACGAGCGCAACCAAGUCGGGCAUCAGGGAGUUCUUCAGGCAGAUCCAUCUGAUGCCUGCCGGCUACCAAGUGGGCAACACCACGGUGUUCCUGCGGGAGGCGGAGCGCCAGCGUCUUCAGACACUCCUCCACCAGGAAGUUCUACGGCGCAUCGUCAUGCUGCAGCGCCGCUUCCGGGCGGUCCUGGAAAGGAAGACCUUUGUCGGGAUGAGGCUGGCCGCGCGCAUCAUCCAGCGAUGGUGGCGACGCUGCCUUCUCAGAGAAUCCGCCGCGUAUCUGAGGCUGGAGGAGCAAGCGGUCGUGUGCCUCCAGUCAGCGUGGAGGCGCUGCAGGCAGCGCCGAACCUUCCUGCGCUGGCGCCGCUCGGCCGUGGCCAUCCAGAGGAGCUGGAGGAGCUACCGGCGUCGAAGGACCGCGGCGGCCAUCGCGGUCCAGGCGGCCUGGAGGGGAUUCCUUGAGAGGAGACGAUACUGUGAGACCUACGGGACUGUGAUGCUGCUGCAAGCGCUGGGGCGCGGUUACCUGGCCCGCCGCAGGUUCCAAGAACUGAAGCAGCGGCGCGAACCGCCAGCGCCCGUCAUCCAAGGACCCGAUGACGACUUGGCACCGUCGCAACGGGACCCUGUGCGCGGCCUCUCCGGAGAAUCAGCGGACGACUCUGCGCUCGCCGAGAAAGACUGGGAACAAAGUCGGAGUGCGGACGAGGCGAGCCACAAGACUCGAUCCAAGAGAGAGAGCAGGCGAAUGCGAGAACUGGAACAGGCGCAGUUCAGCUUGGAGCUUCUCAAGGUUCGAACGGGUCAUUUGGACACGCCGCCUCAAGGGGGGGCGGCGGCACCGGACGGCGGCACCUUUCCCCCGGAGGACCAUCGCGGCGGACCUUCACCUCUCGGCUCUCUUGACAGCUUUGACAUGUUCGCUGUCGAGGACAUGGAGACCGAAGGUUCCGGAGGUUUUCCAUCCGGAUCGUCCGCGCCUCGGGAAUGUUUCAUUUCAGACCGGCGAGCUCAAGAGAUUCCGGCGAGAGAUUCAAACCACAACGAAAGGCCCAAGACGGAGUCCCCUCUCAGGACUGAGGGUCCCCGGGCAACAUUUUACAUCGCUUCUGACCAAAGUCCGAUUCGGGUUCCAAACUGUGAAAGUCCCGGCAAAUCUUACAAGGACCGAAGGGAGUCGGCCUCUCGAAAACCUGUUGUGGUCUUGAUCAGUAUGCAAAAGGAGAGUCCUCUGGAAGAGGGCCCGCCGGUACCGCACAGUCCAGAAAGAACGCCUCCCGGUUCGCAACGGACACCCGUAUCGGGUUCGGAGGUCGGAUCUCCGAUUGAAUCACUCGAUGAAAGGACUACACCGUCCACCUUUGACGAAGGGAGUUCCUCCCCGCUGCCGCCUUCAACCGCUCACGAAGCAAGUCCAAAAGCGCCUGGUCUUUGCUCCUCCCACGCGGACCUCAAGAUCACCCCGGAACCCAAAGCCGGCGUUUCUCCCGUUCCCCCGGGUCAGCAGAAGAAGAAAACGGCCCCGCCCGGGAAGGGGGUGUCGAGUCCGCUCCUUGACACGAAGCCGCCGCCCAAAGCCCAGAAGAAGAGCUCAGCCCAGACCGUGAUUGUCAACAUGACGGAGAAGCCCUCCAACGCCGUCUUCUCGCCACCCAGACGCAAGCUUCCAUUCUCCAAGUCCGACAAGGAUUUGGUGAGCCAGGGAAGGUCUUUGUCCAUGUUCAGAGACGAUUCCAGAACCAGAGAGCAGGUGGGCCGCCCGGGCCCCAAAAAGAAACCGCGCAUGUCCCGGACGCGCUCCGACUUCCUCACGCGCUGUAACUCGGAGGGAGCCACGCGGUCGGACAACGACGACGACGAAUACUACGUCCCCGCCCACUCUCGCACGCUGCCCCCCUCCCUGUGCCCCCCGCGCGCCCGCCCCGAGGCCGACUGUCACAGUGACUCCGAGAUGGAUUCCCACAAAGAUCCCAAGAAGAUCCAUAAGACCUUGUCAUCGGGGGAUCUGGGCAAAGUGGAGGUGCUGAGGAAAACCUCCAGUCAGGAUGGAAGAAUGAGAGGAAAGAUGCGAUUCUGGAGCAAAAGCAAACAGGGCGGGAAAAAAGUGUCCAGGGAGAAGCCGGCCGGCAGGAGUGAAAGCGCCGCCGAGACGAGUCCAUCAGAGCGUGCGUCACAAAAAUCCCAAAAUGAAAAUGAUCAAAACGAAACGGAAAGCCAACUGAAAGCAUUUUUGCGUCCAUCAGAGCGUGCGUCACCUCCUCGCGGUCCAGAUGCGGAGGAGGCCUCAUCGCCGCGCGGGAGGCGGGACAGCAAGGAGAACAAGGAGCCGUCUCCCAAGAUGAAGCGGCGGCGCAGCCUCAAGAUCAGCAGCGUGGCUCUGGAACCCGCCCAGUGGCAGAACGACGCAUUGCACAUCCUCAGCUCGGCUCACGACUACCGCACCAUGAACGACUUCCUCCUGAAGAAGAUUGCCGACCUGGAGAGCGAAAACGGCAAGAAGGACACCAUGGUGGACGUGGUCUUCAAGAAAGCCCUGAAGGAGUUCCGCAUCAACAUCUUCAACUCGUACUCUUCCGCCCUGGCUAUGGACGACGGGAAGAGUAUCCGUUACAAGGACCUGUACGCCCUUUUCGAGCACAUCCUGGAGAAGAGCAUGCGGCUGGAGCAGCGCGACUGGAACGAGUCGCCGGUCAAGGUGUGGGUCAACACCUUCAAGGUCUUCCUGGACGAGUUUAUGACCGAGUACAAGCCCAUGCAGGGGACCAUCGGCAGGGCUGCCAAACGAGAGCGCAAGAAGUCGCGCAAAAAGGAAACCGACAUUGUUGAGGAGCACAACGGCCACAUCUUCAAAUCCACGCAGUACAGCAUCCCCACCUACUGCGAGUACUGCUCCUCGCUCAUCUGGAUGAUGGAGCGAGCCUGCGUCUGCAAACUCUGCCGCUACGCCUGCCACAGGAAGUGCUGCUCCAAGAUGGCCACCAAGUGCAGUAAAAAGUACGAUCCGGAGCUGUCGCCUCGCCAGUUUGCCGUCGAGCUCUCGAGACUGACCAGCGAGGAGCGCAACGUACCCCACCUGGUGGAGAAGCUCAUCAACUACAUCGAGAUGCACGGCCUCUACACCGAGGGCAUUUACAGGAAGUCGGGCUCCACAAAUAAAAUCAAGGAACUGCGCCAGGGCCUGGACACCGACGUGAGCAGCGUGAACUUGGACGAUUACAACAUCCACGUCAUCGCCAGCGUGCUCAAGCAGUGGCUGCGCGACCUGCCCAGCCCCCUCAUGACGUUUGAGCUCUACGAGGAGUUUCUUCGAGCCAUGGGUCAAUCCGACAAGCGGGAGGUGAUCCGAGGAGUGUACUCUGUCAUCGACCAGCUGAGUCGCACGCACCUCAGCACGCUGGAACGCCUCAUUUUCCAUCUGGUCAGGAUUGCACUGCAGGAGGACACCAACAGGAUGUCGGCCAACGCGCUGGCCAUCGUCUUCGCCCCCUGCGUCCUGCGCUGCCCCGACACCAUCGACCCUCUGCAGAGCGUCCAGGACAUCAGCAAGACCACGGCGUGCAUGGAGCUGAUCAUCACCGAGCAGAUGAGCAAGUAUAAAGCGCGCCUGAAGGACAUCAACAGUCUGGAGUUCGCCGAGAGCAAAGCCAAGAGCCGACUGACCCACGUCAGGAGGUCCAUGGGCAAAAGUCGCGUUCGGCAAGGCGGUCCGCACGCGCCGUCGCCGCCGCUCAGCCCCAGGCCGGGCCCCCCGGUGGUGGACGGCGGGAGCGCGGGAGCGGCCGGCGAGGAGAUGGCCGAGGCUCCGCUGAGCGAGCAGCAGCAGCUCGCCAUGCAGCAAGAGGAGCGCAUCCUCACCGAGCAGAUUGAGAGUCUGCAGAGAGAAAAGGAGGAACUAACAUACGAGAUGUUGAUUUUGGAACCGCGAGCGUCCGACGAUGAGACUCCUGAAUCGGAAGCGUCCAUCGGCACGGCGGACAGCUCAGAGAACAUCACCAUGGAAACGGAGGGCGCCAACACAGAGCUGCCCGAGUCGGGCGCUUGCGGCUCCAGAAAAUGGGAGCCGAAGAGCAGGCGACCGAUGCGCCGCCAUCCCGAUUCGGUGGAUUCUGCCGACUCGGCGUCCGCCUGCUCCAAUCGUCCGCCGUCCGCCUCGCCGUCCCCUCAUUACCGCUUCCGCUCGUCGUCGUCGGGACCCCUGCUGGCCUCCUACAGCCCGGGAGGGGCGGUCGUCGCGGCGGGCGAGAUGAGCCGCCCAAGUCACAGGCUCCGCCUGAGCCGCAGCUCGCCGCGGGAGCCGUCGGGAGGACACCGCAGGGAGCCCGAGUUCGGCUCGGCGCCGCAGCAGCUGGUUCUGUACGGCAGCAACGAGUUCAUGGUGUGACGCCGGCGGGAUGCAAGGCGGCCCGACUACGGCGGGGCCUUGAUUCAAAGUUUUGAUAAAGACAAAAGGUCGGCUGCGGCUGGUCACGGGGGUCGUGCGCCCCCCCCCCAUCCCCCCCGCCCCACGGCAGAGCAGGUGAGUACUGAGCCAGAGCGCAGAAGAAGACUGAACUUUGGUGGGGCCGUCUUUCUUCUUCAGCUUGUAGCCAGAACGACUGAAUCGCUCCGCUACGCUAAACUAUGCUAAGCUAAGCUAAGCUAAAUCCGCUUGUCACGUUUACACACCAGCCGAGAUGCUGCAUGCUCAUCCGUUUGACUUCCUGUAAAGAAAGAGCGCAACGACACGUCACAGCUGACCCUUCACACGCGGCAAAUGGUCGGGCUGAACAAUUUUGG
This is a messenger RNA of Hippocampus zosterae (dwarf seahorse), 8186 nucleotides long. RefSeq names its product myosin IXAb (gene myo9ab). Gene Ontology annotation, molecular function: ATP binding; GTPase activator activity; protein binding. Gene Ontology annotation, biological process: intracellular signal transduction. The coding region runs from base 433 to 7791 and encodes 2452 amino acids. The record is from RefSeq and is a predicted model, not a curated record. Gene Ontology annotation, cellular component: myosin complex. Lineage: Eukaryota; Metazoa; Chordata; Actinopteri; Syngnathiformes; Syngnathidae. The transcript is spliced from 42 exons.